Molecule: messenger RNA, 4415 nt
Organism: Ornithorhynchus anatinus (platypus)
Lineage: Eukaryota; Metazoa; Chordata; Mammalia; Monotremata; Ornithorhynchidae
Gene: SLC24A4
Product: solute carrier family 24 member 4
Exons: 17
Coding region: 220-2025 (601 amino acids)
Biological process (GO): calcium ion transmembrane transport; intracellular calcium ion homeostasis; sensory perception of smell
Cellular component (GO): membrane
Molecular function (GO): calcium channel activity; calcium, potassium:sodium antiporter activity
Source: RefSeq, a predicted model, not a curated record
CCUCCUUCUCCCUUCUCCCUCUCCUCCUCCUCUUUUCCUCCUCCUCCACCUCCCUCUCCCCCAUCCUUCGGGUGUUCUCCCAACCGAUUUAUCCUCGUGGCCAAGAAGGCCUCUCCGGGGGGUCUUGGGCUCUGAGUCUUGCUCUCCCCUGCUCCUCCCACCCCUCGACCCUUACCACCCCCCCCAACCCCCCGACCCCGUGCCCUGGCACCCCGGGAUAUGGCACUGCCCGAUCACCCGCGCCCCGGGCCUCCCCGGCCCAGGAAAGUUCGCCAGAGGCGAGAGAUGCUACUACACCAAGUUGGCUUCGUCUGUGCGAUCCUCUCCACGGCCUGGGUUGCUUCCAGCCUGCUCGAUCAUGAAAUUUCUACAAACAACCGGGCUUUACCUGAAAUGUGGAGGAAUAGAAAGCUGAUGGCAUCAAGUAAUGGAACUCAAACAGCAAAGAAUUGCACGGAUCCUGCAAUUCAUGAGUUUCCCACAGAUGUAUUUUCCAACAAAGAACGGCAGCAUGGUGCAGUCCUGCUCCAUAUUCUUGGUGCACUUUAUAUGUUCUAUGCUUUGGCUAUAGUGUGUGAUGACUUCUUUGUUCCAUCUUUGGAAAAAAUUUGUGAGAGACUACAUCUGAGUGAAGAUGUGGCUGGAGCUACUUUUAUGGCAGCAGGAAGCUCAACCCCGGAGUUGUUUGCCUCCGUUAUAGGUGUAUUCAUCACUCACGGAGAUGUAGGUGUUGGGACCAUUGUGGGUUCAGCUGUUUUCAACAUCUUGUGUAUAAUUGGAGUGUGUGGACUAUUUGCGGGACAGGUUGUUCGUCUGACGUGGUGGGCAGUGUUCCGAGACUCGGUGUAUUACACCCUCUCUGUCAUCGUCCUGAUUAUUUUCAUAUAUGAUGAAGAAAUUGUGUGGUGGGAAGGCCUCAUACUCAUCAUUAUGUAUGCAUUUUACAUACUAAUAAUGAAGUAUAACUUGAAGAUGCAAAACUUUUUCACCAUCAAACAAAAACACAUUGCAAAUGGCAACACAGUCAGCAAUGAGCUGGAGGAUGUGAAGGACAAACCUCAGUACAGCCAGACAUCGGUGGUCAUGGUGGACGAGAUCCUCUGCUCCAGCCCUCCAAAAUUCAGCUUCCCCGAGGCCGGAUUACGCAUAAUGAUUACGAAUAAAUUUGGGCCCCGGACCAGGCUACGGAUGGCAAGCAGGCUCAUCAUUAAUGAGCGACAAAGACUGAUCAGCUCUGCUAAUGGGGUGAGCAAGCCGCUCCAAAAUGGGAAACAUGAGAACAUUGAAAAUGGAAAUGUGCCUGUGGAAAACCAAGAGGAACUGCAGCCGGAGCAGCAGCAGCAGCAGCAGCAGCAGCAGGCAGAGCCCGAUGUGCCUGAAAAUACGUUUCUCUCCCCAUUUUCAAUGCCAGAGGCAGGACUGGAAAAGGUGAAAUGGAUAUUUAGCUGGCCGCUGAUAUUUCUCCUGUUUAUUACCAUCCCGAACUGCAGCAAGCCACGCUGGGAGAGGCUCUUUAUGAUCACCUUCAUUUUCUCUACCUUGUGGAUUGCGGUGUUUUCAUACCUCAUGGUGUGGCUGGUGACUAUUAUUGGAUACACCUUUGGGAUCCCUGAUGUGAUCAUGGGCAUUACUUUUCUCGCCGCGGGGACCAGCGUGCCAGACUGCAUGGCCAGUUUAAUAGUAGCAAGACAAGGCCUUGGCGACAUGGCAGUGUCCAACACCAUUGGAAGCAACGUAUUUGACAUCUUAGUGGGCCUUGGAGUACCGUGGGGAUUGCAGACUAUGGUUGUGAAUUAUGGAUCCACUGUGAAGAUAAAUAGCAAAGGACUGGUCUACUCAGUUGUGCUUUUGCUGGGAUCUGUAGCACUUACUGUGCUUGGGAUCCAUCUAAAUAAGUGGAAACUCGACAAGAAACUUGGCAUCUACGUGUUGGUCCUGUAUGCCGUUUUCUUGUGCUUUUCGAUAAUGAUAGAGUUUAAUGUCUUCACUUUUGUCAACUUGCCAAUGUGCCGAGAAGAUGAUUAACUUGAAGCUAUGGGCAUGAGGGGGUCGGAGCUGUUUUGGAGACCGUGCCCGACAAAUGGCGGGGGGCAUUUUACUUCUCUGCUUUUUCAUCUCCAAAGGAAUGGCUUUCCUGCAUUGCCACCUAGCAGUCAGCUCCGCCCUCUGAUGGAAGGACAAGAAAUGCCAGUGACAUGAGUCGAUCAUGGAAUUUUCCUCCUCUCUGGAGUUUCCUUCUCACAGACCCUUCCCUGGGACUGGUGUAAAGGAGCCUUACAAUGACCGAGAUGAAAUUCUGAGGGUUCAUUGUGACUUCCCGUCUCCUUGAAGCCCAAGAAGGUGAACUCAAGACAAGUGCACCCACACACCCUCAAAGAGACACACACUGCACCUUUAUCUACUACAGCUCAUCUUUCAUCAUCUGGUAUUUACUAUCUUGGAAGUAAGGCUACCCGGAUCAGAAUUCUGCUUGCUCAGUUAAGGCACAAGUCAUAUUUAUUGAGUGUGUACUGUGUGCAGAGCACUGUGCUAAACAGUUGGGAGAGUACAAUAUAACAGAAUUGGCAGAAUGUGUCCACAAACGUUGCUUUCGAGUGGAACAGCAAGACCAGAAUUUUGAUUUUGUGACACAACACGCACAAUUAAGAAAGUUUCUCUUCUCCAGUGUUUGACUUCUGGAGGAAGGAUAUUUACAAGUCUGAGCCUUGACUAAAUGGUUUAUCACUUUCUUUUGAAACAUUUGAAAAACACAAACAGUUUCUUCAAAGGAAGAUGUGAAAACUGUGAAUGUUGUAUCACUUUUGAUGAUGCACUCUGAGAAUACUCUAUAAAUAGUUCAGAAUAAAAUAUGUAAUCAUACUUGAAAAUGUGUUACACCAUUGGAAAAGAACAUUUUACAAAUCAAAAGCUAAUAUUAAGAAUUGACGUUACAGGACAUCUUAUACUUGACACUAGAAAAGUUCAGUUUCAUAUUUGCAAGAAAUCAAUUCAGUUGCUAGACUGACUAAAUGGAAAGUAGAAUUAAUGGCUAAAAUUUCUUCUCACCUGCUCACAUUCCAAACCUUCUCUAUGCUGCAAUGCACUGUGGAUUUAGCUUUGUCAUUUCAUUGUUAAUAUUCUAUUUUUGAAACUUCCAUUCAGUUGCAGUUGUUGCUGCACCUCCUCAGACUUCAUAUAGAUCUCUGGGCAAUGCAGGGAAUACUGGAGAAUGACAAGAGUAGAAGAUAUCCUGGGGAAAAAAAAAUCCUUCAUCUGGUUGGAUGGGGAAACUUAACAAGUCACCACUUAUAGUAAUUUAGAACUGAAAAACAACAACAACCACCUCAUAAGAUAUUCUGUGUGACACUAAUGGGCAAUAUGCUAAUUCAAAAUAAAUUCCACAAAAUAAUUAGCAUAUUUUUAAACUGCCACAUAGCUCUGAAAUAUAUAUUUAAAAGAUAUAUGAAUACAAACCAGUCAAGGUUUCUAAAAACAAGCACAAUUAAUUUUAUAAAUAGAUUUUUUUUAUUUUUUUAAUGUUUAUAUGGUGAAUCUAUAUCAGAUUACUAUUUGAUGCAUUUUUAAGCCUUGAAUAUUUUGCACUCAGAAGUACAUAGGAGCUGCCCAUAAUUAAGUCCAGAAAAGAGUUUUUCAUAAACCUCUGGAAAAUAUACCUUGGCUAACAAUUUUCCUUUUGGCAGAACAAACCCAAAUAUAGCAACUCAACAGAUAAAUCCUCCUAAAGUGAGUUGUAGAUGCUACUUUUCCUGAGUGAUCAGGCUGUGCUGCUUAUGUCUAGGCCUGACCACCUUUGAGUGAGGGACCACUUGCUCACGGCUGCUUCUCAGCGUGAGUAUGAAAAUCAUUUGUGUCUCACUUGUAAGGCCUGUUAAACAUAGGUUGAAAAAACAGGUAGGUGAGCAUAACCUGCUCUCGCCUUUCUGUUCUUGAGAAAGGAUGUCAGUAUUAAUAGCCGACCCAAGUUGAGGUUUUUGGUUUACUUCACUUUGUCGUUGCAUUAGUCAGGUCUCAAGUAAUGUUACAUAUGUGUUUCUGUUAUUCAACAGGGGCAACUGGGUAAUCUUUAUAUAUAUAUGCAUAUAUAAAUGUAUAUAUGUAUAUAUAUAUAUAUUCAUCAUACAAUUACCCAGAUGCAGUGAUGUGAGCGAGUUUCAAGGCCUCCAGGUGACCUCUGCAUGCCAGAGGCGCACACCCUUCCCAUGAGGAAGUCCAUAUAGGAGUAAUCAUUUCUUCCAGUUUCCUGUUGCAGACCUUCAUUUUGGGGUGGCUAGCAAGGGAACCUCAUGAGAUAUUUCCCAGAGUCUACGAGUCUCGGGUCCUCACCUAAGUUUCCUCCAAAGUCUCAUGGCAUAAUGGAUAGAGCAUGGGCCUGGGAGUCAGAAGGUCAUAGGUUCAAAUCCAGGCUCUGCCACAUG